Molecule: messenger RNA, 3849 nt
Organism: Girardinichthys multiradiatus
Lineage: Eukaryota; Metazoa; Chordata; Actinopteri; Cyprinodontiformes; Goodeidae
Product: gastrula zinc finger protein XlCGF57.1-like
Exons: 4
Coding region: 85-2016 (643 amino acids)
Source: RefSeq, a predicted model, not a curated record
CUUCACCCUUUGUUCCCUGUUCGUCAGCAGCCCAGAAGCGGGAGUGUUGAUAAAGCUGUAAGAGAGCUGCAGCAGCAGCAGUUGAUGAACUCUGGAAAGAAGUCCAGCAGCUUGAGGAACAUCUGGUCAAAGAAACUGGAGGGAAGCAGGAGCUCAAACAGCGGCAGGACGCAGCAGAGGAAGAGACACCAGAUGAUGGAUGAUGUUUUCCAGCCCAGAUUAGUGCUGCCAGCAGAUGUUAAAGAAGAGGCUCCUGAAGAACAGAGUCCUGAUGUGGAUCAGCAGGAGCCAGAGCCCCUCCAGAUAAAGGAGGAACAGGAGGAACUCUGGACCAGUCAGGAAGGAGAACAGCUCACUGUGAAGGAGGAGACUGAUACCAGGUUUCCAUUAACUGCAGCUCCUAUCAAGAAUGUUAAAGAAGAGGCUCCUGAAGAACAGAGUCCUGAUAUGGACCAGCAGGAGCUGGAGCUCCUCCACAUAAAGGAGGAAAGUGAAGGAAUCUGGACCAGCCAGGAUGGAGAACAACUGAAUGUGAAGGAGGAGACUGAUGAUACCAGGUUUCCAUUAACUGUUGUUCAUAUGAAGAGUGAAGAGGAUGAAGAGAAACCUCUGUUCUCUCAGCUUCAUCAACACCAAACAGAAGACAGAAAUCUUCUAAGCAGCAGCUCAGGUGACCAGAUAAAAGCAGAAAUUAAAGAAGAGGACUGUUGGACAGCAGAAACCAGCAUAAACCCAGAUCUAAAUACUCAUGGAGGCUCUUCCAACUAUUCACUGACUAAAGACGGUGAAGAUGAUGAAGAGGAUGAUGAUGUGAAGCAUCAUGAAUCUGAGCUUAAUUGCUUAUCAGACUCUGAAACUAAAGACAGUGAGGAUGAUUGGAAGGAGAGCAGGACUCCAGGGUCAGACAGAAACACUGUCAACAAAUCUUUGAGCUGCUCUGAGUGUGGAGGAAAAUUUGCUAACAGACGCUCUCUUCAGAGUCACAUGACAUGUCAUCCAAGAUUAACGUCUUCAGAUUGUUCCAGUAAUGAGACGUGUUUCAGAGAGAAGAAAAUUAUAGAUUCACUGACAAAAGUCCAGAAAGGUGUUAAAAAGUUUAAUUGUGGUGAGUGUGGUCAAGGUUUUAUCAAGAAAUAUAAUUUAACACAACACACAAAAGUCCAUACUGGGGAGAAACCCUUUAGUUGUGAUGCAUGUGGAAAAAGAUUUGCCUACAAGUCAGAUUUAAACAAGCACAUGAAAAUCCACACAGGAGAUGAACCUUUUGGUUGUGAUGUAUGUGGAAAAAGAUUUUGCUACAAGUCAGUUUUAAAAAAGCACAUGAGAAUCCACACAGGAGAUAAACCUUUUAGUUGUGAUGCAUGUGGAAAAAGCUUUGUGCAGAAGUCAACUUUAGAUAAACACAUGAGAAUCCACACAGGAGAUAAACCUUUUGGUUGUGAUGCAUGUGGAAAAAGGUUUUGCUACAAGUCAGAAUUAAACAUACACAUGAGAAUUCACACAGGAGACAAACCUUUUAGUUGUGAUGCAUGUGGAAAAAGAUUUGUCUUCAUGUCACAAUUAAACAGACACAUGAGAAUCCACACAGGAGACAAACCCUUUGGUUGUGACGUAUGUGGAAAAAGCUUUGUGCGGAAGUCAACUUUAGAUAAACACAUGAGUAUCCACACAGGAGAUAAACCUUUUGGUUGUGAUGCAUGUGGAAAAAGAUUUUGCUACAAGUCAGAAUUAAACACGCACAUGAGAAUUCACACAGGAGAUAAACCUUUUAGUUGUGAUGCAUGUGGAAAAAGAUUUGUCUUCAUGUCACAAUUAAACACGCACAUGAGAAUCCACACAGGAGACAAACCCUUUGGUUGUGAUGUAUGUGGAAAAGGCUUUGUGCGGAAGUCAACUUUAGAUAAACACAUGAGUAUCCACACAGGAGACAAACCCUUUGGUUGUGAUGUAUGUGGAAAAGGCUUUGUGCGGAAGUCAACUUUAGAUAAACACAUGAGUAUCCACACAGGAGACUAAUCUUUGCUUUUGAUGCAUGUGGAAAAGGUUUUGCUUCAAAAUCAUAUUUAAACAAACACAUGACAAAUCCACACAGGAGAGACAAAAAUAUUUGGUUCAGAUGCUUGUGGCAACUUCUUUGCCUUCAAGUCAUCUUUAAACAUACAAGAAUCCAAACUUGAGAGACACUUUUUUGAUGAAAUAAAAGAUAAACCAUUUGCUGGUUAUGAUUAUGGAAUAGAUUUAAGCAUAAUUUAAGACCCUCUUUACACCAUAUUGCAUAGGUCCCAGGAAGCUAUGUUUUUCCACAUCUGUUAUCAGUUUAGCUAGCCAAUAGUGGCAGAUUUGUGGAAGUUCCAGUUGCUUGUGCUGAAAAGCAGCAGCAGCUCGCUUGUUUAGUUUGCCCGGGAGUGGAUAUUCACCAGAUAGAUAGUGGUGAAAAAGUGUUUGCCACCUAAACCUAAUAACUGGUUGGGCUAACCCUCAACAGCAACAACUGCAAUAAAGCGUUUGCUAUAACAUGCAAUGAGUCUUUUACAGCCCUGUGGAGGAAUUUUGGUCCACUAAUCUUUGCAGAAUUGUUGUAAUUCUGCCACAAUGGAGGGUUUUUUAACAUGAACAAGCUUUUUCUCAGUUAAGAUUAUAAUACAGUUUUAAAGUCACACAUUAACUGUGACUGUCUUAUCUUUUUCAGAAUUAGAAAACUACAAGUAUAAUCACAGCAACAUGUAUGAUGAUUUUCUAUUUUUCUACAAUUAUUAAAUGUAAUGAAGGGUGGUAAUGUUAAUCAAUUGUGAUGUAUUCAUAAAAAUAAAGUGAUGUUUUUUUUUUUUAGCUGUAACUGGUAUCAGAGCAAGAAACAGAGAAAUACUGUGUUAGAAAGCUUGAGGCACCAUGGCUUGGGAGCCAGAGGCGGCAGAGACAUAACAUUAGGACGGGUGGGGCAGAGGAGAGCCAGCUCACGGGAACUGGGCAUGGAUGGAAGGUCAACGAGCAAGAUCAAGUCAUAACAAGCAUGGGAGCGAGAAACGAGAAGCCAGUUUCAUGCUGUUUUUCAUCAGUCUGAAGUUCGAAAAACAGGCAAAAGUCAUCGGACCAAGAUGGGAGCGGGAAUCAUGAAGGUUGAAAAACAGGCAAAAGUCAUAACACAGGGAGCCAGCUGGGGGCUGUUUAUGACUCUGUCUACGGAGGCCAGGAGAUAGCACCGAAAAAUAACGGCGACUGCAAUAUAAAAACUCUGCCAAAGAAAGUAACGGGGUUGUUUCCUCGCAGAAGACCAGCAAACAAGAUCGGACGAAGAAAGAAGCUACAGAUGAAUCAGAAGACCGGAGAUGCAGCCCCGCUGACAAUUCUGCAUUAUAGAGAAGAUCAACCCGUGUGCCCUGAGAAGAGCUGCAACUAAGAAUUGAGAAUCUGAAUUUCAUCUGUUGCAUUUUUACCAAGACAACUGAAGUGAACUUGGUCAGUGAACAACUGAUUGCUCCAAGUUUCAGGCUUCUGGAAAUCCUGAACCAACCUCAAUUACACCUCAAAGGUUUCCUGCAACUAUUCAGGCUCUUUACCAUCGAAACCCCGAGCAUCAGUACCUGUCCACUUAGAGGAAGAAAACUGAACAUUUGCCUCUCAUCCAAGAAAACAGUCACUUGUGGCCUAUUGAAGAAAUCAUUCCAGUCGGAUCCAUGGUGAACCUCCGUCUCCAAAGCCUCUUCAGCCUUACCAGUUUCAGCAUUAGGGUCAGAUAGGUUAAGUUGAUUGAUUUAUUUCUAUUAUUCAUUUUUUUUAAGUUUUGCUGAUUGUUAAUCUGUUACUGACACCUGCAAAAUUAAUUAAUUAAAUAAAGCAUAUGAAAUUCUA